UAGUAGUCCAGUACUUAACCCUUUGAACCAGCAGCUCCUGCCCCCUCUCUGGCCGCCCCUUGGAGCCUGCUCAGCCCAGCUUGACCAAUGUCCACAACCAGGUGAGCACCUCCUCUGCUUCGAUCCCCAGCCUUACCCCUGUGCAGCUCCACGCCCGCUGAAUGCCCUCUUCCCCCAGGGAGCAGCCCAUCUUCAGCACACGAGCUCACGUAUUCCAGAUUGACCCGGCCACCAAGCGGAACUGGAUCCCCGCGGGCAAGCACGCCCUCACCGUCUCAUACUUCUACGAUACCACCCGCAAUGUCUACCGCAUCAUCAGCAUCGGGGGCGCCAAGGCCAUCAUCAACAGCACCGUCACCCCCAACAUGACCUUCACCAAAACUUCCCAGAAGUUCGGGCAAUGGGCAGACAGUCGUGCCAAUACAGUCUAUGGCCUUGGCUUUGCCUCUGAGCAGCAUCUGACCCAGUUUGCCGAGAAGUUCCAGGAAGUGAAGGAAGCAGCAAGGCUUGCCCGGGAGAAGUCUCAGGAUGGGGGGGAGCUCACAAGCCCAGCCCUGGGGCUUGCCUCCCACCAGGUGCCUCCAAGCCCCCUUGUCAGCGCCAACGGCCCCCCCAGCGACGAAAAGCUGUUCCGCAGCCAGAGCGCGGACGCCCCUGGCCCUGCGGAGCGCGAGCGGCUCAAGAAGAUGCUGUCCGAGGGCUCGGUGGGCGAGGUUCAGUGGGAGGCCGAGUUCUUUGCGCUGCAGGACAGCAACAACAAGCUGGCAGGCGCCCUGCGAGAAGCAAACGCGGCGGCGGCACAGUGGAGGCAGCAGCUGGAAGCCCAGCGCGUGGAGGCCGAGCGGCUGCGGCAGCGGGUGGCUGAGCUGGAGGCCCAGGUAGCCGCAGAGCAGCCCGCGGUGGGUGAGGAGCCCAGGCAGUCACUGGAGCAGUUGGAGGCAUUAGUGCAAACCAAGGACCAGGAGAUCCAGACACUGAAGAGCCAGACUGUGGGGCCCCGGGAGACCCCAGACGCUGCCGAGCGCGAGGAGACGCAGCAGAAGGUGCAGGACCUGGAGACACGGAAUGCAGAGCUGGAGCAUCAGCUGCGAGUGUCAGAGCACAGCCUGGAGGAGGCGCGGGCCGAGCGGGAGCGGGCACGGGCUGAGGUGGUGCGGGCCACACAGCUGCUGGAUGUCAAACUGUUUGAGCUGAGCGAGCUGCGUGAAGGCCUGGCCCGCCUGGCCGAGGGCACGCCAUGA
Trichechus manatus latirostris (Florida manatee) is the source of this 1241-nucleotide messenger RNA. RefSeq names its product homer scaffold protein 3 (gene HOMER3). The record is from RefSeq and is a predicted model, not a curated record. Lineage: Eukaryota; Metazoa; Chordata; Mammalia; Sirenia; Trichechidae. Gene Ontology annotation, biological process: regulation of store-operated calcium entry; G protein-coupled glutamate receptor signaling pathway. Gene Ontology annotation, molecular function: G protein-coupled glutamate receptor binding. Gene Ontology annotation, cellular component: cytoplasm; dendrite; plasma membrane. Bases 162 to 1241 code for a protein of 359 amino acids. The transcript is spliced from 8 exons.